Porites evermanni is the source of this 12863-nucleotide messenger RNA. The record is from the annotation of a GenBank genome assembly. NCBI's taxonomy places the organism in Eukaryota, Metazoa, Cnidaria, Anthozoa, Scleractinia, Poritidae.
GGUGUAGGAGCUCUUAAGUUCCUCCAGGGUCCCCCACAACUUCAGGCAUCUCAUGUUGGCUGGAGUGUUGACUACAAUUGCACAACUGACGACCCAAAUGCCACAGUGUCACUUCUACGUUCUAAAGAUUUUGGGGUUUCUUAUAAUGUGGUUCCAGUCUCACCAAACAAACUUCUUUUGAGGAAACAAGUGUUCACAUUAGUGAACGUUAUUCUUUUGGAUGGGGGAUACUAUAAAUGCAACGCAACGGACCAGUCAGGUCAAACGAUAGAAUGGAAGAGUGGUUCAAUGUUAUUUGUACAAGCAGGUCUGUACGAAUAUUCUGAGUACAGUAAAUUGUUAUUAUCUUCAGCUUUACCUUGAUGUGUGACUAUAAUUCGGAACCUACUUAUUCUUAGAGUUAGUUUCAAAUAAAAACAAACACAGAGCACUAUGCAAACAAUAAAAGAUCGAAGCGACUCUGCCAUCGAUUUUGGGCAGCUCCAAAAAUGUCGGCUAUUUGAGUUAUCUACCAUGUUUUUCAGUUCUGAAAUCUUAGUGUGAUAGUAUUCUUUUCUCUUCUGUUUCGGAACGUUUUUGUACUGUUUUAAGACCAUGUGAUAUUUUUCCCUAAGCGUAAUAUUGAGAGGAUCCCUGUGUUUUAGAAUAGAAAGUUUCCUCAAUUCGUGUCUCUUAAGACCACAUUCUUUAUCAAACCAUUUUUUGUUAGAACUCUAGUAUAUCGUUCUAUAAUGUUCUUAAUUUUUAAACAAUGUUUUGCGGUUGUAAAAAGAAUCCUUUCUACUGCAUCGAGGGAAGAGUUAAUGUGUUUGUCUGUCCUACAGUCAACAAGAAAAUCAUGUAUCAUUCUCUGUAUGUCUCUUGUUUACACUGCUGUUUUAAAUUUUUGUGAUGAAUCAUAUGCAUUUUCCUGUUUGGGUAAACAAAUUAAUGUAUCAUUGGUUUUUUCUGUAGCUAAGUGAUUAUUUACCGUAUUAAUGUUAAGCCAUGUCAUUAUUGGACUGUGAUUUGUUAAAUUCGACGGAUCUUUUAACAAUGAAUUCGCGAUAGAGUGGAAUAUUAGUCUUGGUCGCAUAUUGCAUAGCCUGCGUGGCAGGCGCAAAAAGGGUAGGGGGAGAGGGGGAGGGAGAAAAGCGCGAAAGAGGGGAACUGGGAAGGGAAGCAGGCGUCCCUUACCACUCUCCCGAAUCUCCCUCUUUUUUUUUCUUCCUCCCUAUCCCCUUCCCUUUUCGACCCCUGCUACGCAGGCUGCAUACUGCAUAGUCAACAACACUAACUCCUGAUAUACCAUGAAAUGUUGGUCUUGCCAGCGAAUUACCACGGAAUCUAACAUUCAUAAUCUCUAGAUCUGCACUCCUACAUAUUUCUAAAAGACGUUUCCCGAGGUUGUUUAAUUCGUUAUCAAAACUGUGUCGCUGAAAGGCGCAUAGCGAGAAUUCAGAUUGAUGGUUUUGUUAUAAUGGUGUUGCUUUCUUGACAGACAUUGUCUGAGUAUUUUCCUGUUCUAGAGUUGAAAUCACCCAUAAGAAGAAUUGAUCCAAAAGCCGAGAAUUUCUCAAUAUCGUUUUUAAGUUCUUCAAAUAGUUCAGGACAAAACUAAAUUGAAUUUUGAGGUGGGAUAUAUGUGCCACAUACAUAGAUAUCUUUUUUGGUAGAAAGAAAGAUUUGUGACCAAAGCGAAAUCGCAUUCUGCUUGCGAUCCUCGCGCGAUGCGCGACAAAAUUUUAAACUGGCUCCGCUAGAAUGAACAUUUUGUGGAGCUGACUACAGUACGUAUUGAAGACGGUAUGUAAAGUUCUGCACAUAUUUUUUGCAGCGCAGUUACCCAGGCAUUUUGUGUUGAUACCAAACAAAUCAAUCUAUGUGCUGCAAGGCCAGAGUGGACAAGUCACGUGUGAAGCUGAAGGCCCUUCAGUUUCUACCCUGAAGUGGGAAAAGGAACAGAAUAAUAAAUCAUAUGCAGCCGUCCCCGACAGCCAAGUUAACAUCACUAAAGAUGCAAAUUAUGUGAGAGCUGUUCUGAAGAUUGCAAAUGCCCACUUCUCGGACACUGGUACAUACAAAUGCACAGUAUCAGUUCCACCAAAUAAAUCAGAUUAUAAGCUGACAAAGAUAACUGUCAAGGGUAUGUUUGUGUAUUUAUUUAUUUAUUUUUUUUUCUACCCGCACCACAAGAAUUUUUCAAUACAUACUCUAUAUCUAGCCACUGGUAUCCCAAGCUCACGUUUCGAGUGUGUUACGGUAUGUAAAUUAACUUUCUCACAAGAGAGUCGGAGUCGCGUUACAAGCAACCGUUUAGAUAUUGUAUGAGAAAUAAAAUACUGAGGUCUAAUUUUUCUAUAAAAUUAAUAAAGGAGACUCACUUUUAAUGUAUUCCUGUGUUUUUAGGUGUGAAUUCAUCGAUUGAGUCGGGUUUUUUUGGUAUUGUUUGACCCCUCUCACUUUCUUUAUAAUACGAAUUCUCCUUUAUUUAAUUUAUAGAAAAAUGAGUAAGAAUAAUGAUACUAAGCGUUCGCAGACGUCAGUAUUUUACUAUUUUAUUUGUCAUAGAAAGUCUCAGCGGUUGCUUGUAACGCGACACCGUCUCUCUUGUGAGAAAGCUAAUUUACAUAACACAUUCGUGACGUGAGCGGGGUGGAACGCCCGUGAUCUAGCCGGAGUUUUGAAAAGUUUCCUUCCGAAAUUUACUUUUGAGUUUGCUAGCCUACAUGUAGCUUUACCCUGCCUCUGGAAGGGCAGAAACGGCGAGGAAUUGUUUGGUUGCAGGUAAGCUAUGGAGAGGAGAAAAGUUUACGUUAGCUGAUUUUAUCUUGGAAAAGCAACUAUUGACACGGGAAAACUGGAUCUAGGUCUAGUUUCUGCGGACUCUAAUAGAGUACUAAAGUGUGACGUCAUAAAAAUUAAAUUUCUGAAAUUAUUGGAUUUGUCGGGAUAUUCUGAAAGAACAACGUCCAAGAGGCCUAGAUGCCAAAAAUGAGCAUUUCCGGGCAAAUUGUCUCUGAGAUAUUAGCCCAGUUAUGCUCUCAAGCCCAUACAAACCGUUCUAAAUGUUUCUGUGUCGACCCCAAAAAAAAUUUAGAAAGGUUUGUAUGGACAAGUAGCAGAAUGAGUUGCAUUUUUUUGCUAACCCGGUUUUCAAAAAUCCAGGUAUAAGUAAAAGUCGGUCAUCUUGAAACAAAAUCCUUACAUACGUCCCAAAUGAUUGACCCGUGGAUCCUGUAGAUUUCGCUUUUUCCCCUCAAGUUCACUUCAAAACUUCCUAUUGUUUUAGCCUGCGUGACUGAAAUCCCGAUCAAGUGCGUUCGAAAGGGAGAAUCGGUGUUGGCGCGCGUGAAGGCAAAGCCGCGCGCGCGUUUAUGUUAUCAUUCAUAAUCAAAAUUUGGUUUUCUUGCGGGAAAAAAAUCCUUACAAAAGUCCCAAAUGAUGGACCCGGUUGCACUUCUGCUUGCCAGCAUUUUGUUAGGUAUUUUUUAUUCUUUUCAAACUUUCUAAUUUAGGGAACUCCAGGGCCGGGUCUGGGGGAAACUUGAGCCCAGAAGUGAAGUAGAAGACAGUGGAAGUGUGCUUUAUAGCUGUAUAACCCCCAAAGUUUUCCUGUGCGAAACAUAGUACAGUGGAACUCGGUUAAUAUGGUCACCAAUGGGCCAAAAAAAUUUGGCCGUACGCGUAUUAACGGGUGAGCGUAUUAACGAGGUUCUUUUUACAAGAAAAUGUAUGGUCGUUUUGCCGCGCGGCCAUAAAAAAAGUGGCCGUAAUAACGCGCCGUAAGGCGGGUUUUUACCGUACCCCAUCUUGCAAAAUUUCUUUGCAAAUUUUGUUUUUUCCGUUUAAAAACUAUGGAAUGCGGAGUUUGAUGACUUCAGGAGCCUAUGGCUCCUGAUGACUUAAAUUGUAAGACCUUGGCGCACUGUCUGUCGUUGCGUGACAAGUCAGACGUUAAUGGUUUACAGUCGAUGCACUGUGCAAACUAAAUUUUUCCGACUAGGGCCCUGGUCUGUUACAUCAUAGCCGCCCGCAACGCCGAUGAAUAUGGCAUCGAGCCAUUUGAUUUUCAGGUUUCUACGCACAUGUGGUCGCAGUAAAGAGAUGGGGGCUUUUUGUCUUCUUGUGUUAGUCAGUAAGUACAGUCAUGUUCUUCGAUCUGAUCUCUUGAUUACUUUUGUCCUUAUUUUAGCGUAUAAAUUUUACACGUAGCAUGCAUUAAGUAAACAACAAAAUACGUUGCUCCUUGUGUCUUAACAUCAAUUAGGCUGUAUAGAGGAUCACGAAGGUCUUUGAGAGGAGUCUGUGUAGCUAUUAAUCUGCUUUAUUGUAAUAAAAAAUACCAGCGUUAGGAAACAAGAGCCGAUGAAAGCUGAAGAUCUUUCAUUCUUUCCGCCGAAAAGCAUUUCGCUAAGGAAGGACCUGCAUCCCCUUGAGUUGUGAUGGUGAAGACUACUUCCAGUUUUUGAUCUAUUGCGAUAUUUUAAUACUUAUUUUACUAAUUUAUGACUGUGUUGAUAUCAAACUAUAGGCAACUUUAUUAGAAUUUAUUUAGAAACUAGAUAAUCAGCUUCUCGAAUUAAUCCCGCAGUCUACUGCCCCGUCAGGCAUUGAGUAUGUAAUUAAAAAUUUAUCUAUUCGGAGUAACUUCGUUAAUAAUAGACUGCGAUAAAUUAUUGAUAAGUGUCCAGUAUAAAUACGUGUCUUCUCAAUCUGAUCAGUGUCAGAUCAAACUUGUGUCCAAAGCCUUAUCAGGAAUCUCUAUUUAGGACACAGCCGAUUAAGUAAAAAUGGAUCUUUAUGCGAAGCCUUAGAGACGCCUUAUUCAGUACUUGAAAUGAUAGAGACGCCUUAUUCAGUACUUGAAAUGAAACUUAAUCAUUGUUAUUUUCGCUGAUAAGCGAAAAAUUUAUGAUGGUUUUCGAAUUCUGAUCAUGCUAAGUUUUUGCGCAAAUGAAACAUGCGUUGUCUUAGCGUUUACCAGUAAAACAUCUUGUUGUUAUGAGCUACAAAAAAAAUUUAAUCCCCGCGGAUGAAAAGAUUCCUUUCUUCGCUCUUGUCAUUUCUGUCAACAUUGCUCAAUUGUUUACCUUUCACCGCCAUAUCCGUCGCGUAGUCUGGUGAGUUUACGAAUCAGGCGAUAAGCCCCAAUUGACCAUUUCUUAUUUUGUUAUGCAGCAUUGUAGUCGUGCUAUGCAAAUGUACAAACAUACACCCUACUAAUUGAAACUUCAUGAUUAUGUAAUUUAGAAGCUAGCCUACGUGUAGCGGCACCCUCCCCCUUUGAGGGGGAGGGUGCGGCUACACGUAAGCUAUUUAGAGGCUACAAUAGCCUGCGUAGCCUGCAGGAUCGUUCGCGCGAGGAAAUGUUUGGAAUUGGAACUGUGAAUAAAAGUAGUGCGGAGAAUGGUGACGAGACGCUUUUUCUUAGGGGUGCGCGCGCCGCGCGCAAGUGAUUUGUCCAAUGUAUGCUACAAUAGAGAACAACGGCAAAACUAAAAACUCGCUAGAAACGCUGAAACGGCCAAAAAUGCAACAUACCAUAUGUAAAACAAGAAGACAAAGUGAGAAGUUCUGAUGUUUUUUCCUUGCUAUUACUGUAUCCUUAAAAACCCUCAUACAAACCCUUACAAUGGAGACCGAGUACGACUACGAGGACGAGAUUUCCUCAAUACUAAGUAGUGCGCGCGCGUAAGCCAGCGUCAGUUUAGUGGGUAAACUUGGUAGCCGACGUCAUUCUUCUACGCCUAGCGAGAAUGUCAUAAUGGUGGAAACGAGUUAUCAAAUGUUAGAAGUUUUAUCAUUUUGCGAUCGAGAGAGGGCUUAACCUCCUUCAAUAUAAAUAACGGUGCUAUCUUUUGUAAUCAAAAGAAGUACAAUUAAGCUUUAGAAUACGCUUUAAGUUAAAUCACGUACUCUCAGUCGUUCUCGUCCUCGAAUCUAGGGUCUCCAAUAUUUUUGUUACGCAACAACGAUUCUCCCUCGUAAGCUUGGGGUACCUAUGUCAAAACCGGUUCUCUCGCGUAUUGAUCGAGAAGAAAGCCACAGUUCCUGACGUUUUUUUUUUCAAUUACAUUUGUCCUAAUCUUUGUCGCUGUCUCAAUUUCAACCCAUUUCUGUGUCUUUUUUUCGCCAUUUUAUCUGGGUCUUGAUUAGCUGUUUCAAGGCCAUGUCGCUUGUCGGAAUUUUACCUUAACAGGCUCAGGGAACUCGUAAAAAGAUAACUUGUAAACUUCCUGUUGAAGCCUAUGUGAUUGGACGGAAACGGUCGGAAGACAAAACAAGCCAGUCACAUGGCAAAAGAUAUUUAACAAUGGGCUAUUGACUCAGAGGCCAUGAGGGCGAGAGGAAUAAUUGUUUUAGUAAAAUCCAACUAGUUGGUCAAAAAUAUCGAGAAUAAAAAAAAUUUAGCUAGUUAAAGCUAGACUUUAACCCUCUUUUGCCUCCAACAAGCCUGUGCUUUUCGCUACUAGUGGACUAUGACAUAUAGCCUAGUAGUAGCUCAACCAAUCAGAACACAGCAUUGAUAUUUUACUAAAUUCAAGAUAUAUGGGUUACUUGGUACUUCUGGUUUCUACUUCUUACUACUAGUUAUUUAAAAAUGUUUGGAAAUUGCUUUUCGCUUGACAUAACUGUGAAUGGUAUUCAUGGGGAGGAUAGAGAAGAUAGUAGAGAGACUAAGAAUCACGUUUACGCCAAACGGCAAACGUGAACAGGCCACUUCCGAGUUCCAAAAACCCACACUUUCAAAAUGAGGCCAAGUGCACAACCUUUCUUCUGAAAAUGAGUUUUGUUUGCAUGAGAAUGAAAAAUCAUUUCCAUAUCAAAGGCUGAGCACUUAACCUCGUAAUGAUACAGAGGCCUGGGGAACUCGGAAAUGGCUUAUUUGUACCACGUGACGAAGUUCUCCCCUUAAUUAUCGUUUACUGUUUAUUAGUUCUACUCAAAACUAAAUAGUUUUAAGCCAGUUUUCCAUAAAAAUUGUCCUGCACAGUUUUUAUCAUCUUAUUUUCCAGGGUUUUCAUUAUGAAUUGUAGUAGCAGCAAAAAGGUGUAACGUUACAGGAGAAUAUUUUGAAAGAGGCUCCACGUCUGAAUAAAAAAUAGUCAUAGGCUACCGAACGUUAGCCGGAGAAUUCUCCGAUCUCCGAUGGCUAAUGAAAACUCUGAUUUUCUAUUCUGAGAAAUUCUCAACUUAAAUCUGACGUUUGCCGUUUGCCGUAAACGAGACUCUGUCUCUAAUUACCUGCAAGAGCUGUGUGCGAUAACUGCACAGAGGGUUAGAGGCGAGGAAGUACUGCUUUACAUAUUCUGCUCGGGUGUCUCGACCUAUCCCAGACAAGAAACAGCUAAAUUUGCAACCUUGUUGAAGACCAUUGUUGCUGAAUGAUAUCUACUUGACCAUGACUAAUUACUUUAUCUCAUAGCUAGCCUGUAAGACAUGCGUCGAAAGGGGAGGGGAGGGAAAAGGAUUACGUCUGCCACGCAUGCUAACUGAAGAGUAGGUCAUCUGUUUCGGGAAGUCUCCGCGCAUGUCUCCUCGUAGGUUAAAUAGUAGCGAGUUUGAGUUGCCACAACGGCGACGGCAACGAAAACGUCAAAAAAAGCAAUAGGUUUAAUAAGCGAAACAACAACUCUGCACGUGCAGCACACUUUCUUGGUUUAUUUUUUUGCGUUACUGCACGACUACGACGUGAAAAUGCCUUAAUUCACGUUUAAUGGAGGAUGUCAACAAGCGACGACAAUGUUCUCUCUCUGAACUUGGAUAUAGUUCUUAGGAAUUCAAUUCCACAUGAUUUCGAUUGCAUUUGGCGAACUAAGCGAGUUGGAAUAAUCCGACGAAAGAAAGCGAAUUCGCUUUGUAAGCGACGUUUUCGCCACCUUCGCUUUCUUAAAAAGAGUUAAUAUCAAAUUGAAAAACAGAUUAAAAGUAACAUUUUUUCUUCAUCACUAGGUUCUCUGAUGGGAUCAACUAGCGCGACAUCCCUUCUUUCCUUGUCAUCAAUAGCGAACCCUACUCCGUCCACUGCUCGGUUACAAGUGUCCCCUGUGACCAUCCCAACGGCCUCGCAAUCUUCAUCGGCUUCUGUUGCUGCGACCGCCCAGGUCCAAACUACGUCCACUUCUUCAUCGUCGCUUGCAGCUAUUCCUGCAUCUACCUCUGCUGCUUCCACCGCCCAGGUCCAAACUACUUCCACAUCUUCAUCGUCGCUGGCAGCUAAUCCUGCGCCUACCUUUUCUUUUUCCACUGCCCAGGUCCAAACUACUUCCACAUCUUCAUCGUCGCCGGUAGCUACUCCUGCCCCUACUUCUACUGCCUCGAACGCUCAGGCCCAAACCGUCUCAGUAUUGUCAUCAUCGCUGAACGCCCUCAUUUCUCCUAGUUCCUCUUCAGUUGUUCCUGCUACCUCUGCAUCAGUGGGUAAGCCUCUCUCCUUGUCUGAUUAUUACCUUUAUCAAUUUCUGUUUUUCAGAUUUAAAGUCUUUCCCUCGAAAACACCUAACAUUGAUUUUUUUACCCUCUGAGCUUCUGUGAAAAUAAUGUAAUGUUUUACAUCUAAUAGAAAUGUCAAAUAAAUAAAUAAAUAAAUAAUAAGGGAACAGUCUCCUCCUCUACAUAAUGCCAACAAUACUUUGGAUCGAAACCCACCAACAAUGAGCGAGGUUCAUGAUACAACAAUCACUAACAAUCACGGUGGUAUAAAUAGCCCCACUCAUGAUCAGUGAAUCAACACUAUCGCCUGAUGAAGUACGCGGUGGAAACAUCGCUAUCGAUGUCUAAGUGACAAUCGUGAGACAAACGAUAAACGAAAUCCUUUAUAGACACAAACCACGUUGAGGAACAAUAUUUUUCAUGACAAAUAAAUAAAAGUAUAUACAACGAGAGGUCACCGAAUUAGUUGCGGAGAAAAUUGAGGAACUAGCCAAGAAAAAAGUCGGCAUAUUUAAGCGAGACUAACUCGUAAUUGAAUUCUAUUACACAGCUGUCGACCCCUGCAAACAGAGUAAUGGAGGAUGUGCGCACAACUGUAUGAAAAAUGGAACAACUUACAACUGCUCUUGUGACCCUGGAUUUCAACUUGAAAGUGACCUUCACAAAUGUGCAGGUAUUGUUUUUAAAAUACCGUGCAGUGGAUAUAACUAGUGUUAAAAGAGUUGUGUCAGUAAAUUUAGUCAAAUACAGACGGUGGAAAUUGGCCAGCUAAUUGAACAUAAAGAAACAACUGGCUAAAUCAUUGAAGGAAGGGUUAAAUAACAUAGCAAAUAUGAAAUCAAAGAAGACAUAGAGGGAAAAAAAAAUGCAAUCCAAGUCCGUAGUGUAUCCUGGGUACCAGAGGUUCUUUCCUCGUUUGCGGCGGAAUACGGAAUACUUCAGUGUCGCCCGCGCAGCAGCAAGGCCGAAGCUACGACCGGCGAACCGAAGACUUGACCGAAGCCGGAAACCGAAGUUCUCUAGCAUCCAGGGUAUCCAGAGCAUUACCACAUUUUCAAUUACUUGUAAUUUUCUUUGCUAUAGACAUAUCAAAGCUGAUUCGAAACGCCACCCCUGGCUCUCCGCGAAAUCACGUCUGAGCAACGAGCGCAGAAAUUACAUAAUGAUACUGACGACGCGUCACUACCAGGAUCUGGAUAGUGCUUUUUAUCGAAUAAAGGAAAGUUUUAACCAAUCAGAAGCGCUACCCAAAUCUGUGUAGUAACGCGUCGUGAUCAUUAGUAGGGAAUUUCUGCGUUCCUUGCUCAGACGUACUAAUGGAGGCGUUGCGAAAUGUCGGGUGUUUUCUCAGGCUACCUUUCUUUUAAAUCAGAUAGAUACUUGGCUGAAAAAUGUCCAGUAUGAAUAACAUUUUAUAAGGCUAUUCAUUUUUUGUGUUAUUCAUGUCUUGUCAGACUUGGACGAGUGUAACAGUACAACUGCAAGGCAUAAAUGUGAACACAUUUGUGUCAACACUGUGGGUAGCUAUGCGUGCGCUUGCAAACCUGGACACAAGCUACAAAUGGACGGGCUCUCUUGCAAAGGUGAACCACAUGUAUAACUAGUAAUAACCAAAGGUUAGGCAAGCUCGUCCUCAGGGCUUUUCAAAGGGAAAAAGCCUGACGACGAGGUUGAAGGUUAGGGAGUGCAGGCGAGAUACAUCGAACGUCAAAACGCUCUUACUCCAAAGCUGUGAUUUGCGUAAAUUUCACGUGAAAGAAGGUUAAAACAAUCUUGAUCAGAUUACGAGGGAGAGAAGAUCCAAACGCCCGUGAUCAGAUAGCGUUCUGUGCAUUCUAUUCUUCAGGGCCGAGUUGUUCAAAGCUGGGUUAAAAUAACCCGGGGUUAGUUCGAGAUUUGAAUUCAGAUUUGAAAGCUUAAAAAGCAUAUCAGUUUUAAUUCUUUUUAUCUACGGGUUGAUGAUUAGAAGCUCUAAAAAUAACAGAGAAAAUUAUCCGAGAAAAUGCUUUUGAACACAAGAAAAAAAAAACCCGGGUUAAAUUGAACCCCGGGUUAAGCGCUAAUCGGGCUUCCAACAACUGGGCCCAGAGUGCUUUAGAUUUGAGGACGAGGAUGACUACGAGUACGAGAUUUUCUCAAAACUGUUAAAGUAGUGCACGCGCGUGAGUCAGCGUCAUUUCGGCGGGAAAACGUGAUAACCGUCGUCAUUCUAAAACGGGUUUUAGAGAGAAUGUCGUAGUGGCGGGAACAAGUUAUCGAAGGUGAGAGGUUUUAUCAUUUUGCAAUCGAGAGAGAGAGCUUAACCUCCUUCAGUAUAAAUAACCGUACUAAAUUUUUUGGUGAAAAAAAGUAAGAUGAAGCUUUCCGGGAUGUCCUUUUUUAGAACACGCACAAAACCUUUUAGUUAAAUCUCGCACUCGUACUCAUUCUGGUCCUCAAAUCUAACGCUCUCUAAUCUGUAGUGGAAAUCCAAACGAAUGCUGGUUGCUUACGUGCUGCCCAUGCGUAAUAGUGACCUGGAGAUUAAGAUUGCGGGCUCCUCUGCAUGGUCGCCCGCUUUAAGAACAAUGAUCGCUUCAUUUUUUUUCCAUUGACUGCCUCUUCAUCAGAAGUUGAUCUUUCGUCAUUACAUUAACCGUCGGCGUUUACUUCUAUGUUCAUUUUGCUUUUAUGGAAUAAGGUUAAUUCCUCGCUUUAACAUUUGACAUCUAUUUCAUUUAUUAUUUUUUUCUUAUCAUUUUCCUAAGUACCACCAUUUUUUCCUUGAAGACUCUAAUUCCUCUAAGGUAGGGCGAGGGGCAAGAUAAGGCACUUGCCUUAUUUAAAUGCUACUCUAGCAUAAUUAAGUUUGGAAAAAGUAAGAAUUUGCAGUUGAAGCUAUUGAUUUUGGGGAAGAAAUGCCUUAUGAAAAAUGAUAGCGUUUAAGAUGCUUCUAGAUUCAAAAUUUUCUUGGGAUGGUGGUAGUGAUGGUGGGGUGCAUGCUCCCAGACAUCCCUCCAGCGGAUUGCGCCCUCCACGAUCGCGGAGACCUUGCCACGGGCAUUGCCUAAAGUGUGGCCACGCCCCUCUUCACCAGACAUCCCUCCAGCGGAUGGCGCCCUGGACUCGAUCGUGGAGACCCUGCCUCGCGCUUUACCAAUAGUCUGGGCUUUGGGCUUGUUUUCCUCGGCGGCUAUACACAGGCUAAGUAAAUUCCAUCCUAUGGUAACAUUUGCACAAGUAGUUUUUCUCUUCCUAGAAGAGAGAAAAUUCCUUUUAUCAUAACGCGAAGCUUACAACUUCCUGUCGCUGUCAUAAGGGAGAUUUGGAAAAAUAUACGCAGGUUCAAAUAAGUACGCCAAAGUGCCCGGAAAGGACUGAACACGACUUAGAGUGGAUUUCCACUCUCGCGUAAUCUUAACGUGCGUAUCCACAGAAAAUUUACCCGCGUAAAUAAAAUGGAAACAAUGCAAUGUAUGGAUGGCCGCGCAUAAAAGUCAAAGUUUACGUUUACGCGCGCCUUUUCAUAGACUGCCACUCUUUUAUUUACGCGCGGAAAAUUUAUGUGCGUACGCACGUAUUACGCAACAAUGGAAACCCACCUUAAAAAAAAAAAAAAAAAAAAAUGGUGCUCAAGUCUUCCUUCUUCCAUUGAUCCAUUCGGUUUUUAGAUCUGCGCGCGCUGUUUCCUUUUUUUAAAUUGACAUUUAUUUAUUCUGCUUUAUAUUUCUUCUUUUACAGAAUCCACUGACCCUAAACCCACUAGCAAGGCCAAAGAAAUCCAAAAAUGGAACUGGAUAAUCUUAGGAAUCGUCAUCGGUCUUAUAGCCUUGAAUAUUCUCAUUUUAGUGGCAGGAGUAUUGUAAGUGGAUUAUUUUGUCUUGUGUGAUCACUUUCUUUAUUCUUAUGACUUACAUAUAUGUGAUAAAGCAGUCACUGUGACAUAAUUUAUUAGAACAAAAUCAGAUGACGUGGAUCACUGUCAUGGCUUAAGUUUUCAAGGUACCUUAAUCGUGUUAGCCUGCAAAGCAUUGGGAUAUUAGGAGCUUAAGCAAAGACGUUCGGGCGACGCACGUUAACCGGAAGCAGGAGCCAAUCGGCUCCUGCCGGAAGUGAACUUUUGCAUUCCUGGGCAGUGGUUUUUGCCCAAAGUUUGACGCAUACCGUCUGUUAAGACUAAAGAGAGAUAGUAAUACAAAUUUGGUUAANAAAAAAAAAAAAAAAAAAAAUGGUGCUCAAGUCUUCCUUCUUCCAUUGAUCCAUUCGGUUUUUAGAUCUGCGCGCGCUGUUUCCUUUUUUUAAAUUGACAUUUAUUUAUUCUGCUUUAUAUUUCUUCUUUUACAGAAUCCACUGACCCUAAACCCACUAGCAAGGCCAAAGAAAUCCAAAAAUGGAACUGGAUAAUCUUAGGAAUCGUCAUCGGUCUUAUAGCCUUGAAUAUUCUCAUUUUAGUGGCAGGAGUAUUGUAA